This is a messenger RNA of Beta vulgaris subsp. vulgaris (sugar beet), 897 nucleotides long. RefSeq lists its product as uncharacterized. Bases 1 to 897 code for a protein of 298 amino acids. The record is from RefSeq and is a predicted model, not a curated record. NCBI's taxonomy places the organism in Eukaryota, Viridiplantae, Streptophyta, Magnoliopsida, Caryophyllales, Amaranthaceae. The transcript has a single exon.
AUGCCUGAGGGUGUUCCUAAUCCUGAAAACAAGGUUUACAAGCUGAUAAAGUCUCUAUAUGGGCUAAAACAAGCCAGUAGACAGUGGUUUGCUAGACUCAAUUCAGAACUGGAAAAGCAAGGAUUUGUACAGAGUAAAAAUGAUUACUCUCUUUUCAUAAAUGGAUACCUUAAUGACAUGUGUAUUGCAGCUGUGUAUGUGGAUGAUAUCAUCCUCACAUGGCCUAAUUUUGCUCUCAUUGUUUCACUCAAGCAGCAUUUACAUCAGGUUUUCAGCAUCAAGGACCUAGGUGCUCUAAGUUUCUUCCUUGGCAUUGAAGUUUCAAGGUUGUCUUCUAGAAUUAUUCUCAGCCAGAGAAAGUUCACUAAAGAGUUGUUAUCAUAUUGCUCUUUAGAUCUCUCCAAGACAGCCAAGAUACCAUUACCACUGAACUUGAAGUUGUUAGCAGAAGAUGGUGAUUUCUAUCAUGAUCCUUCCCAGUACAGGUGUUUAGUGGGCAAGUUAAAUUUCUUGACCCACACUAGACCUGACUUGUCCUUUGCAGUGCAAACUCUGAGUCAGUUUCUUCAUGCACCUAAAACUCAUCACUUUCAGGCCUUGCAUCAUCUUUUAAGAUAUGUUGCCAGUACUGCUGAUCAGGGAAUUAUGCUCCAAGCUUCUACGCAGCUCACUCUACAAGGUUAUUCAGAUUCUGAUUGGGCUGCAUGCCCCAACACCAGAAAAUCAGUUACUGGGUAUGUGAUGCUUUUAGGAAAUAGCCCUAUUUACUGGAAAUCUAAGAAGCAAUCCACAAUCUAUAAGUCCUCCUCAGAGGCAGAGUACAGAGCUAUGGCUGCAGCAGCCUCAGAGCUCACUUGGCGGAGUCACCAAUCUAACUCCAGUGAAGCUCAGCUGUGA